Molecule: messenger RNA, 2326 nt
Organism: Scylla paramamosain (green mud crab)
Lineage: Eukaryota; Metazoa; Arthropoda; Malacostraca; Decapoda; Portunidae
Product: sphingomyelin phosphodiesterase-like
Exons: 12
Coding region: 124-1923 (599 amino acids)
Biological process (GO): ceramide biosynthetic process; sphingomyelin catabolic process
Cellular component (GO): lysosome
Molecular function (GO): acid sphingomyelin phosphodiesterase activity
Source: RefSeq, a predicted model, not a curated record
CAGCGGUUUUUCCUACAGCUUGUUAUCACCCAGUAAGUAACAGGUGCGCGGAGGCGAUGAUUUAUAAACGAGCCCGCCCUGCCCUACACCGCUCCCUCCCGAUCAAGCUGCAUCACAGACAACAUGGGAGGCCAGGUAACUCUGUUGAUAGUGGUGCUGGCGGCGCUACUGGGGACACCCGCGAUGGCCCAACGAACUCCCUGGUUGGCACCGAAAGGCACUCAGUUAUCAAGGGCCGCCCUCUUACGGGAACGUCUGCAUAAUCCUGUUGUGGGACCUGAGGACAACCUGCCGAUGGAGAGAGGUGCUGCAGCGGCGUCUGCGGUGUGUCUGGAGUGUCAGCUGGCAGUGGUGGUGCUGCAGGAGCAGCUGGCGGCGGGGAUGAACAUGACGAGCCUGGUGGUGGAGGGCAUCGUGGUGUGCUCCACUACCCUCGGCUACACUCUUAGUUUCUGUGAAGGUUUCGUUCCUAUGAUUAUGCCGAUCAUCCACCACGUCCUGACGACGAAUGAGGUGACGCCCAAAGAUGCCUGCGGGGAACUGUUCUCUUACUUCGGCUGCACCACCAACGACCCGAAGAGAGAGUGGUCGGUAGCUAUUCAGGGAGAGAAACCUGCGGUGGUUCCUGUCACUCCUCCUGAGCCUGACGCUCCCCGGAUGAAAGUUUUGCACCUGGCUGACAUUCACAUGGACCCUUACUACCGCUCUGGCACCAACGCCGUCUGCCCCGAUGACUUGUGCUGCAGGGAGGAGUCAGGCGUGGCGGAGAGUCCAGAGGCGGAGGCGUGGUACUGGGGUGAUUACCGGCACUGUGGCACUCCCCCUUACAUGCUGGAGGACCUGUUUAUCCACGCCUCUACCACGCACCCGGACAUAGACUACAUAGUGUGGACAGGAGAUGCAGUGCCGCAUAACGAGUGGUCUACCUCACCAGAGUACAACGUGGAGAUUGUGCGUGAAGUGAACAGCAUGAUCCAGAAGUACUUCCCCGAGGCUCCUGUGUUCCCCGUCGUUGGCAAUCACGAGAUGAGUCCGCUAGACCAAUUCCCCGAGCCAGGAAAAGCACCCGAGCAAUUCGCCGCCGACUGGUUGUACGAGGGGUUGGCGAGUCAGUGGAGCAGCCUUGUGCCGGACCUCGACCUCACCACCGUCAAGCACGCCGCCUACUACUCCGUGCUGCUGCGGCCAGGCUUCAGAAUCAUAUCCUUCAACUCCAUGUUUGGCUACAGUAACAAUAUGUGGCUGGUGGCAAACUCCCAGGAUCCCGCCUCUGAGUUGGCGUGGCUGGAGGGCGAGCUAAACAAGGCAGAGGCGGCAGGGGAGCUGGUGCACCUUCUCGGCCACGUGCCUCCAGGUAUCCUGGUGGCGGAGCGAACCUGGUCCCGCGAGUACAACAGGAUCGUCGUCAGGUACGAGAACAUCAUCCGCGGACAGUUCUUCGGCCACACCCACUACGACGAGUUCGAGGUGUUUCACGACGGCGAAAGACCGAUGGGUGUGGCCUAUAUUGCACCCAGCCAGACCCCGUGGUUCGACCUCAACCCAGCUUACCGCAUCUACUAUAUUGACGGAGACCGACCCGACACUACCAGGACUGUUCUUGACACCGAGACUUACGUGAUGAAUCUGACUGAGGCGCACGAGACGGAGACCGCCCGUUGGUACCAACUGUACAGUGCCCGCGACCUGUACGGCAUGGAGGGCCUCACGCCGCAGGAUUGGCAGAGUCUGGCCGAGAGGAUGGCUGUGGACCGCGAUCUCUUCAACCUCUACAUUGAGAACUUCGUGAGCGGCGGCGACCCGUACCUGGAGUUGGGCUGUGAUGACCUGUGUUACGAGCAGCGGCUAUGCGAUAUGGUCACCUCCAACAGGAACGACCUCGACCACUGCAGCGCCAUCCUGAAGCGCAAGAGGCGAUCCUGAGAGCUUUGCAUGGGACGCUUUACGGAGAUACGGAGUGGCUGACGAGAAUAUCUUAUAACGUACAUUAAUUAAUUAUUUGGAAUAGCGCUGAAAUAGAUAUCACUAAUCCGAAAAAAAAAAAAAAUAUCUAUCCAAUGUUUCCGUACUGGUACUAUAGUGUGGGCGAGUCACGUCAGUGAAGUGGGUGUGUUGAAUGUUGGUAAAGGAGAAAAAUCGGCCUGUUGGUGCUUACUGAAGUGCCUAUAAUGAGUUACACUAUCUAGUCCGAAGCUGGAGACGCUAGAUACUAAAGAUGAAGGACGCAUUCCAUCAGAGCUUCAAAGAAUUGAUAGUUUUACUCCAAACAACAAUGCGUAGCGGUAUAAAUCCCUUAUUCUUUGUCUUAAUAAAACAUAAUAAAGUU